Klebsormidium nitens is the source of this 900-nucleotide messenger RNA. The record is from the annotation of a GenBank genome assembly. Lineage: Eukaryota; Viridiplantae; Streptophyta; Klebsormidiophyceae; Klebsormidiales; Klebsormidiaceae.
AAGUAUGGGGCGGCGGGUUUUCGGGAGACGCUGCCGACUACUCCGAUGCAUGGGGCGGCAGCAUUCGGGAAGAGGCCACUGAUAGUGCCAAAGCAUGUGGCACGUUUGAAGACCAGCUGGAUGAGGGGGAGGGAACUAAGAAAGAGGGGAGCAGCUUCUAAAAGGGCGGGAUGGAGCGACGAUAAUACUCUGGGUAGCUUGAGAGGGGGGAUCGGGUAUGCGGUUGCUAAUGUUAGCUGGGGCGUGGAGAAGACGCGUGCUGACGUCAGCAAGAGUCGAGCCACAGAAGCAGCGCACGUGUACGAGUUUGACUUCGAUGGAAACAGGCUUCUUACAGUGGUCAAGAUUCAGGUUGCUCUGGUGGGCCAGGCCAAGUCCGUACAGGUGCAAAUGGAUAAGCUAUGCGAGGAAGCGGAUACAAGUUCUAAGGAGGGGCUGCAUAACCUCUUGACAGAGAUUUUGCUGGUAAUCCUGCGCCACUCCACCGACUGGGCGUACGGGACCGCUCAGAUGAACGCUCUGGGUUAUGAUUCCGCUGAGAAAAAGUAUCAGCGAACGGUGUUGGAGGAGCGGUCCAAGGCGAAGCAGGAGACGCUGAUCAAUGCGGGUGGCAAACUGACGCCGAAGACGCCGUCCAUCCGACCUCCAAACGAUGACCAGCCGCCCAACGAGUUCGUCGUCGUCACCGUCUUGGCUGCCAUCAAGGGCCGUCUCCAAACGCCCGAUGGCGCAAGCCACGUCUCCACACCCCAAAGCCUCAAAAUUGCGUUGCAGGCGCUGAGCGAGGUGCAGGCAAAGGAUCUCGAGGUGCUCGACAUUCUGUGGGUGCCUCAGGAAGAUGACGACACGCUGACGCAUGAAGAGCUCAUUGAGAACUUUACCGAUUUGUCUCCCGUGUGA